Molecule: messenger RNA, 4254 nt
Organism: Penaeus chinensis
Lineage: Eukaryota; Metazoa; Arthropoda; Malacostraca; Decapoda; Penaeidae
Gene: Dp
Product: transcription factor Dp-1-like
Exons: 12
Coding region: 356-2281 (641 amino acids)
Biological process (GO): regulation of transcription by RNA polymerase II; regulation of cell cycle
Cellular component (GO): nucleus; transcription regulator complex
Molecular function (GO): DNA-binding transcription factor activity, RNA polymerase II-specific; RNA polymerase II transcription regulatory region sequence-specific DNA binding
Source: RefSeq, a predicted model, not a curated record
AAUCAGAGGGCGAGCUUUGUUCCCACCGCCAAGAUCAUACGGCCGCUCUCCUCCUCAAGAGUGUUGGGGAAUGUGCUGCGUUUUAGCCCUCCAGCGCUCUCUCUGAGUUACUUAUCGGUCGCGGGAAGAUAUUGGAUGCAUGUGAGCUUGCGAGAGGAGCGAGCGAGGCCGAGAUGUAGGAGCUGCGAGGCGGAUGUUCGGUGCGAAAAGGGAGUGAUGCUCUCGCCAUUUUAGGCCUCGGCCGACGGUGGACGGAGUGUUGUUGUUUUUCAGUGGCCUGUUUGCGAGCCUCGGAAGGCGUCUGCGGGCCCCCGUACUACAUUUCGGACUAGAAGGAAACGUCUAGCAGGGCAUCAUGACGCAGAAUCAGCAGAAUAUCACGACCCUGCUGAUUCCUGACCCGAAUGGUGGACAGCCGCAGAUGAUCAAGGUGAUGGGCGGCAAGGGUGGUCAGCUGCCGAUUCAGCUGGCGGGCGUGGGCGCAGGUGGCUCAGCUGGCACCGUCAAGGCCACCUUCAUCAAAACUUCAGGUGACCAGUGUAAAGAAGAGAUGGAAUCCCUGGCCUUGAAGAACGAGGCCGAGUUCCUCCUCAGUGAGUACGACACUCUGGGCGAUCUCUGGGGCGAGAUAGAAAACAUCACGCCCAACCUGCAGGACCCGAGCCUCACAGGCGUACACUACCUCGUCAACGCACAAGCUGUGGGGGGGAGCAGCUACCUCCCAGCCCACGCCAAGCACACCUAUGGGCGUGCGGUGGGUGGCGGAGGCGUUACAGCGCCCACACGCCAUCAGCCUCAGCUUUUGCAUUGGCCCAACGCCGGAGGCAGCUUGGGUCAGGGCCAGACGGUUCUGCAGACGAGCAAACUCCCGAGCGGCCAGAUCAUCGCCAUCCCCGCCAAGCAAGGCCUCAAUGUCCAGAAUAUUCGUGGAAACCAGGUGAUGGUACCUGUAAACAGUGUACAGAUGAAGUCUCCACUUAGAAGUGUGGAUCAGCAACACACUGGAAUGACAGGAAGAUCAUCUCUCACCACUUCACCUGUUGUCAUUCGGACUCAAACUGGAUCACUCACUGCAAACCCUAUGACUCUUCAAACCUCUCAGACAACGCAACCACAAAUUCUUCAGCAUCAGCAACAGCAGCAGCAUCAACAGCAACAGCAACAACCACCUCCACCUUUGCAACCCCAACAGCAGCAACAUAGUACCCAGGGCGUAGGAGCUACGCCACCAAAAAGUCUAAUCACAACUCCAAUAUUAGAUCAUAGUGGGGCGCGGAAAAGACAUGAUUUUGACUUCGAUUAUGGAGUUGAAAGUAAGCGCAGGAAGAGUGAGAAAGGUGGAAAAGGAUUGCGUCACUUUUCCAUGAAGGUUUGUGAAAAGGUGAAGGCGAAGGGUACAACUUCAUACAAUGAGGUAGCAGAUGAACUGGUGUCUGAGUUUACAGAUCCUUCCCGAUGUGCAUCACCUUCAGAUGGUGCCAAUUAUGACCAGAAGAAUAUCCGACGCCGUGUUUAUGAUGCAUUGAAUGUCUUGAUGGCCAUGAACAUCAUAAGCAAGGAGAAGAAAGAAAUCCGAUGGCUUGGCCUCCCCACAAACUCCGCUCAAGAGUGCCGGAAGUUGGAACAGGAAAGACAUAAACGUGUGGAACGUAUUAAGCUGAAGACACAGCAGCUGCAGGAUCUCAUUUUACAGCAAAUUGCUUUCAAGAAUCUGGUAGAACGCAACAGGAGUGAAGAGCGUGUCCAUGGAGCUCCAUCGCCAAACUCUGCUAUCCAGUUACCCUUCAUUAUUGUUAAUACUAGCAAAAAAACAGUCAUUGACUGCUCAAUAUCUAAUGACAAAACCGAAUACCUUUUCAACUUCGAUGACACGUUUGAAAUCCAUGAUGACAUUGAAGUUUUGAAACGAAUGGGCAUGGCUUUAGGUCUAGAGAAAGCCCAAUGUUCAAAUGUGGAUUUGGAGAGAGCCAGAUCAAUGGUACCAAAGGCACUCGAAAGUUACGUUACAGAUUUAGCAGAGGGUAAUCAUGAGCCCAAGCUGAAUCUGCGGGAAGACCUGAGUGUCCUCGGCGGCGAACUAUAUGGGGAGGAAGACAUAGAGGUGGGGGGCAUGACACGUAGUGGAAGUGGUGGUGCAAGUAGUGGCAUUGGAGUCAUAUCUCGUCAUUCCUCCUUAAUUUCCCUCCAACAUGAACACCGACCUGACUCUGCCUCACCGUCCUCCUUUGGUGAUGAGGAAGAUGAAGAUAUGCUUGAUGACUCUGAUGGUGACAUAAGUUAAUUGGAGGAGCAAAUACAAGUGUCUAAGAUAGACAAAGGGUUGAACACCAGAUGGGCUUUAACAAUAAGAAAGGGUAUUUAACAUAGGAAGUGUUAUUGUGUGUGAGAAGUGCAAAGGAAUUUUUGAUGGUUGAAGGUCAGAUUAUGGCCAGUGAAGUGAAUUUAUUAUUGUUUUAUUUUAUUACUAUGUCUUUAAGUUGUGUGUAGGCCAACUUAUAAAGUAGGCAAGUCAAAGAGACAGUGUGAAAUAUUUUUUACUACAACAUGAAAAUUUGGAUGGAGAACCAACCAAAAAGUGUUGGUUACAAGAAUCUACAGAAUGUGAUGUGAGUGGAGUGAAGUGUUCUUACCCUCCCAGUGUUUGGGAAUGGCUGCAGCGGUUCCUGAGGCUUAUCUCAAAGGACAGAUAUAAUAGGGGUUGCUGGAAAUCUGUCAGAAAGAGGUGCUUGGUUAAGUACAUCAAAAGAGGAGCAAAUGAGAAUAUGCAGUCCACCAAUAGUUGACUGUAGAGGCAAAACCAUUUAUCUCCAAAGUGUUGGUUAUUUCUAAUGGCAGGGAAGCAGUUGAGGUAAAGCAUGGAAUGACCAGAGGGUCCGUCUCAGCCUUGGGAUUCAGUACAAAGUGAAGUACAAUUUGUACUACUGCAUCUCUAGUGGCAUAGACUUUUCUGUGACUUUGGACUGUUUAUAUGCAAUGUUACUUCUUAAAUUGAAAUGUGAAAUUUUUAUAACGAAAAUUUAUGCUGUUUGAAAAGAUGUGUUUACUCUGGGAGAUAUGCAGGAAAUUCAGAUUAGCCUAUCCUUAUUUUUAAGGAAAUAUCCAUUUGUCUUAUUGUUCAUUACAUUGAACACCAUUAUUUUCUUGAAUAUCAGAACUUGAUAUCUUGGUCAUAAAUCAAAUUUUAUUAUCAAUCAAAAUCUGGCCUAAUCCAUUCUUUAACUGCUUUAUAUCCCAGAGUGUACUGUCUUGAAUCACAAAUAAGGUAAAUGAAUUGUUCCAAUGGUGAAGUGUCCAAAAAAUACAAACCAUUGAAACCUUAUGGUAUGCCAUUGGUGAUAUUUAAACAUGUUGGCAUCAUGAACAGCAACUGUUUAAGACUACAAAGUGAGUUUAUUUUUGUGAACGAGAAGAGUAUAUGUGUAAGAGAGGUUUCUUCCUCUAGGCCAGAAAGACAUGUAAAUAGUGUUUCCAAUUAGCUCAUUGAGCCUUGAUAACAUGAAAAAUGUCAUCUAAGGUGCUUGUGGUGUGAGCAGGGAUUGUGGCCCUAAUGAGGAUUUCAUCUUUUUGAUUUUGUUUUACAAUCUUCCUCAAAGUGCAGAAACAAGUCUAGUACUGCCAUAGGGUCAUUUUCGCUGCCCCCAGACACAGGUGCCCAAAUUAAAGUUUUUGUGCUUUCAUCGAACCACUUAAUGGUCUCUUCAACACAAUUUCUCUUGAAUACAAAAUUGUGUAUAGUACAAAUUGUUUAGAUAGGAGCAUUGAUAUUUCUCUCAUUCCCAAAUGCAAUUAAUUCACAAAGAGGGAAAUGCUGCCUGCCUGCCACUGUUAUGAGUGAAGAGGAAUCUGUCAGAGGCCUAUUUAUUUGGUCAGAAUAGUUAAGUCUGUUUUGUAAUUUGUGCCAUAACUUGAGGUACAAAGUAAUAGGUUAGAACAAUGAAGGCAGUAUUUUAUUAUUUUGUGCAUGCUUGGAAGUAUAUUGAUAUAGUUUGAUUAAUAAUUAAGUUGACUAAUUUAUGUAGAUUAUGCAAAUGUACGUAAAUUUCACUUUAUUGCAAUAUGUAAUAAGCUAAAUUGUUUUUUAAACUUCAAUUUCAGGAUAAUUUUUGCAAGAACUGAUUGAGUGCACCAGUGUGAUAUCUUGUUCAUCGUUUUUACAUAGCCAUCGACUGAUACAUCUUUUUCAUUAGUGUCAACAGCUAGAGCUAAUGAUAUAUUUAACUGUAUUUGACCAAAUGCACAGGCCUACUAAGACAG